Messenger RNA from Rodentolepis nana, 1404 nucleotides. Lineage: Eukaryota; Metazoa; Platyhelminthes; Cestoda; Cyclophyllidea; Hymenolepididae. The record is from the annotation of a GenBank genome assembly.
AUGGCUUCCCCUUUUUUGUUUUUGACGACCACUGGUUCAGCAUCGGCACUUUUUCGUCAUUGGACCCUUGUGAUUGUUCUGACUUCUCUACUUUUGACCGAAAAUUUGAAUUAUUUUGCGGUCAAUGCAGAGCCUUCUAUGAUCCUUCAUGCGGUUUCAAACGAAUUUAGUCGCGAUCCUUUUACUAAUGCAAUAGGUUCGAUCACUGUUUCACAAUUGCAUAACAUUACACUUAAGCCCAAUCCUCUCGUCAAAGUUCCCUUGAAAAAUGUACCCAAAAUAGCUGACAAUGUAGCUCUUCUUACGUUUUUCUCUCCUAAUGAUUCUGCCUCCGAUAAUUUUGUAAUAGAAAUAUACAAUCCACCUUCUUCAAAAAUUCAAAAUCUUGGACAAACUAUUUUGUACUCAUUCCUCUGCGUUACCCUUACAAAUUUGUGUGCGGUGACGGGUUUUAUUUGUAUACCCAUCAAACGUUCAAAGCAUUUCCCGAUUCUCCUAAAUUUUAUGAUGUCUCUUGCGGUCAGUGCUCUCUUAGCAACUUCAAUUCUUGUCCUUGUUCCUGAAGCAAUGCGAAUGGUUGAGUUGCCGUUGGAGUUUGGUGGACAGGGUCGCACUUACCUUUAUAAAAUGGGCUGUGUUGCUGCUGGCGUAUUCUUUUUCUUCAUUUUAGAAUACAUUCUUCUCAUACUUCCCCGUCUCUUCAGGUGGGAUUCAUCAUCCGACAGCGAUAUUAGAACUGACGAGAGCUCGAAGAAUGACAAUGACAAUUCGAAUCCGGACAUUUCCAUGAUUGGCAGAGCAGCUUUGGAAAAUAGUUUCUCCAGUUCAAGUAUCAAUAUCUCCCAAAGAUCCGAGACAAUUCUUCGAGGACGUAAAAGUCGCUGUUGUGCUUACUUUACGCAUGAAAAGUUCUCGCAGAUUGCUCCUGUUGCAUGGAUGAUUCUCUUCGGUGAUAGUUUUCAUAACCUCAUGGAUGGAAUGACUAUUGCUGUCGGUUUCACUGAAAGCCCACAUAUUGGAAUCGCACUUACACUGAGUAUUCUCUUUGAAGAAUUGCCUCAUGAAUUGGGUGACUUUGCUAUCUUGAUAUCCUCGGGAUUCUCCAUCAGAGCGGCUAUCUGCGCCAACUUUUUAUCUGCUUGUUCGGCUUAUAUUGGUUUGGUUAUUGGUCUUGUAAUUGGAGAGGUUUCCACGGGUGCUCUCUAUGUCUUCGCGAUCUGUGGUGGUUUUUUCCUUUACAUCAGUCUAUCUGAUAUGUUACCGGAAUUGCGUGAAUCCCUAGAAGUGAAGGAGAAGAAAAAGGAGAAUUCGAUUUGGCUUUUCUUAAUUCAAUGCCUCGGUCUCUUGACUGGAUUCGGAUGUGUUUUGGGGGUUACACUCGCCAGUGACCACAUUGCCUUCUAG